AUGGUUGUUUCCGGGCCAAUUACGCCUGGGCAGGUGUCUUUCUUGCUGGGAGUUAUUCCAGUUUUUGUUUCUUGGAUAUAUUCAGAAUAUUUAGAGUACAAGAAAACCUCGUCUCCUAUUAAAGUUCAUUCAGAUACUAAUCUUGAUGAGUUGGAGAAGGAUACAAUUAAGGAAGAUGAUCGUGCCAUUUUGCUGGAAGCAGGGCUUACAAGAUCAGCAUCAGCAAAAUUGCAUGCAUCAUCUGUCAAAAUGAAUUUAAUUCGGUUCUUGACCAUGGAUGAUUCUUUCUUGCUAGAAAAUCGGGCAACUUUGAGGGCAAUGGCUGAGUUUGGGCUGAUUCUGUUUUAUUUCUACAUAUGUGAUCGAACCGACUUGCUUGGAGCUUCAACAAAGAACUAUAAUCGGGAUCUUUUCAUUUUCCUCUUCAUGCUUCUGCUUAUAGUUUCAGCAAUGACUUCUUUGAAAAGACAUAAUGACACAUCAUCAUUUUCUGUACGAAGCAUGCUUUACCUUAAUCGGCAUCAAACAGAAGAAUGGAAAGGAUGGAUGCAGGUCCUUUUUCUAAUGUAUCAUUAUUUUGCUGCAACGGAGAUAUACAAUUCAAUACGUGUUUUCAUUGCUGCGUAUGUUUGGAUGACUGGGUUUGGCAACUUCUCCUAUUAUUAUAUAAGAAAAGAUUUUAGCCUUCCACGCUUUGCUCAGAUGAUGUGGCGGCUUAACUUUUUCGUGGCCUUCUGUUGUAUCGUGCUUAACAACGACUAUAUGCUCUAUUAUAUAUGUCCAAUGCACACGCUUUUCACUUUGAUGGUGUAUGGAGCAUUGGGUAUAUAUAAUAAGUACAAUGAAGUUAGAUCAGUGAUGGCCGCAAAGUUUGUGGCAUGCUUUCUUGUUGUGAUCUUGAUUUGGGAAAUUCCAGGAUUCUUUGAAAUAUUCUGGAGCCCAUUUGCAUUCUUUUUGGGUUAUACUGAUCCUGCAAAGCCUGAUGCACCCCGAAUGCAUGAGUGGCAUUUCAGAUCUGGUCUUGAUCGCUACAUCUGGAUAGUUGGAAUGAUUUAUGCCUACUUCCAUCCAAAUGUUGAGAAAUGGAUGGAAAAAUUAGAAGAGUGUGAAAUCAAGAGAAAAUUAACAAUCAAAACCAUCAUUGUGUCAGUUUCUUUAUUUGUUGGGUACUUGUGGUAUGAAUACAUAUACAAGCUGGACAAAGUUUCAUAUAACAAACUUCACCCAUACACCUCGUGGAUUCCAAUCACCGUUUACAUUUGCUUGAGGAAUUUCACUCAGCACAUACGGAAUUUCUCCUUGACCCUCUUUGCGUGGCUUGGCAAAAUUACUUUGGAGACUUACAUUUCACAGUUUCACAUUUGGUUGAGAUCAAAUAUGCCAAAUGGACAGCCCAAGUGGCUUCUUUCUUUUAUCCCACAGUAUCCUAUGCUCAACUUCAUGCUUACUACUGCUUUAUACGUCUUGGUAUCUCAUCGACUUUUUGAAUUAACAAAUACCCUCAAGACAGUGUUCCUACCCACAAAAGACAAUCGAAAGCUUUUGCAUAAUUUUAUUACUGGGGUCGUCAUUUCUGUUUCUUUAUACUGCAUGGCUCUUAUUCUAAUUCAGAUUCCUCAUUCAACGGUUUGA
Molecule: messenger RNA, 1632 nt
Organism: Lathyrus sativus (Indian pea)
Lineage: Eukaryota; Viridiplantae; Streptophyta; Magnoliopsida; Fabales; Fabaceae
Source: the annotation of a GenBank genome assembly